Chanos chanos (milkfish) is the source of this 395-nucleotide messenger RNA. Its product is annotated as tumor necrosis factor receptor superfamily member 10B-like. Bases 66 to 395 code for a protein of 109 amino acids. NCBI's taxonomy places the organism in Eukaryota, Metazoa, Chordata, Actinopteri, Gonorynchiformes, Chanidae. Gene Ontology annotation, molecular function: protein binding. The transcript is spliced from 5 exons. The record is from RefSeq and is a predicted model, not a curated record.
UCCACACAACUGUGAAUGCGAAAGACAAAGGCAAAUUUUCACAACUGCUUCGACUCGACGUCGGAAUGUAUGCUGAGGUUGCUAUGAUCGGUACGCUUCUAGUAGCGUACAGUGUCCCUUGCGAAACGACUUGCGGCCCUGGAACUUUCGCCAUACAGAAUGGCAUCGUCGAACCUGAUGGAUCUCUACACGCUUUUGUCUGUCAACGCUGCUCAAACUGCACAGAGCUUGGCAGGAUAGAAUUAGAGCACUGUACCUCUUACUCUGAUGCCAAAUGUGGAUGUGAGGAUGGAUAUAUUGAAUCCACGGACAAUCCAGAACGAUGUGUUAGAGGUCCAACAUCACCCCCCGAAAUUUUCAGUGGAUACAUGAUUUCCCAGUCUACUAUUAUGUAA